Messenger RNA from Erpetoichthys calabaricus (reedfish), 2969 nucleotides. RefSeq names its product neuropilin and tolloid-like protein 2. Gene Ontology annotation, molecular function: protein binding. The record is from RefSeq and is a predicted model, not a curated record. Lineage: Eukaryota; Metazoa; Chordata; Cladistia; Polypteriformes; Polypteridae. Bases 722 to 2305 code for a protein of 527 amino acids. The transcript has 9 exons.
AUCGAUCGACCUUUAACUGAGCUUCAUUUAUUGCAAGAAUUUCAUUGUGAUUGGAAGGUACUCUGCGUAACGUGAACACAUCUCCCACUGACUUUUCCUGCUCAUUUUCUCCCUCUCUUUUCUCAUCUACCAAACUCCCUCUCUCUCUCACUCGAUCUUUCUCUCUCUCUCGUACUCGAUCUCCCCUCUCUCUCUUUCUCUCUCUCUCUCCCUCACCCCCCUUUUGGAGUACAGAUUUUUCGUAAUGUUGAAAGCGGCAGACUGCUUUAGAAAAUGCCAGGUGCCCACUUGAAUUGGAUUAAGGACUACACCUCUCACUGGGAGUCGGAACAGCUGAACCUGCUUUCUGGUUUGGCUGGGAGCGCCGAGCUCAUUUCUGCCAAACGGGGCAAUGGGAUCACACAGAUGUAAGAAGUUCAGUGCGUUCAAAUGCGACUUCUUCUGUUUCUUGCGUACUUCGACCACCAACUAACGGAAAAAUAUUAAUGAUAUCGAGAAAGGCAGUUUGAAUUUUCUAAUCAUAAAAAUGAUCUGCUGAAUCGAAGCGAAGGGAAGGGGAAAAAUGAUAACGGGAAUGAUUCAGGUUUGCACAUGGAUACAGAAACGUGACGCGUGUUGGGAAUACUUGCCACAUUGAGGUUGGACAUUGAAGUACUGCUUCAGUAAACUUUCAUAGACUUCACGGACACUGGAUAUAUGGUUUUAGAGACCCGAGUGUAAAAUGGAACUGAAGCAUUUUUCUGUUCUGCUGAAAGCCUGGUUUUUAAUGAUCCUGACUGAAAAAGCAUUUGCUGUGGCACAGAAGACUCAAGAGCUCCAAAAUGUAGGAGGAAAGGUAAAAGCACCAGCUCAUUGUGGAACCUGGAUUAGAAACCUUAAUGGUGGAUUGUUCACUUCUCCAAACUAUCCUGAUACAUAUCCCCCAAACAAGGAAUGUGUUUACAUUCUGGAAGCUGCACCACGUCAAAGAAUUGAGCUGAACUUUGAUGAACCUUAUUAUAUUGAACCUUCUUUUGAAUGUCGUUUUGACCACCUUGAAGUUCGUGAUGGUCCUUUUGGCUUUUCACCACUCAUUGAUCGCUUCUGUGGACAGAAAAGUCCUGGUUUAGUGAGAUCAACUGGCAGAUUCAUGUGGAUUAAGUUCACAAGUGACGAGGAACUUGAAGGCCUUGGAUUUCGAGUUAAAUAUGUGUUUGUACCAGAUCCAGAUGUAAUUUAUUUGGGUGGAAUUUUAAACCCUAUUCCAGAUUGUCAGUUUGAACUUUCUGGACCUGAUGGAAUCAUUCGCUCAAGUCAAGUGGAGCAUGAUGACAAAGUCAAACCCGGACAAGCUAUUGAUUGUAUUUGGACGGUUCGAGCACCACCUAAAGCCAAAAUUUAUCUGAGGUUUCUUGAUUACCAAAUGGAGCACUCCAAUGAAUGCAAAAAGAAUUUUGUGGCUAUAUAUGAUGGCAGCAGCGCCAUUGAAAAUUUGAAGUCCAAGUUCUGCAGCACAGUGGCGAAUGAUAUGAUGCUGGAAACGGGGACUGGUGUAGUAAGAAUGUGGGCUGAUGAAACCAGCAGGCUCAGCCGUUUCAGAAUGCUCUUCACCUCCUUUGUAGACCCUCCCUGUCCCGGCAACACCUUCUUUUGUCAUAGCAACAUGUGUAUCAAUACAACUCUGGUCUGCAAUGGUAUUCAAAACUGUGUUUAUCCAUGGGAUGAAAACCAGUGUAAAGAAAAAAAGAGCACUGGCCUGUUACAGCAGAUAACGAAAACACAUGGCACUAUUAUUGGUGUGUCUUCAGGUAUAGUACUGGUGCUGCUCAUCAUUUCCAUUUUGGUUCAAGUGAAGCAACCCCGCAAGAAAGUUCUGACUCGGAAACCUGUAUUUAACAAGUCUGGCUUCCAGGAGGUAUUUGAUCCUCCACAUUACGAGCUCUUCUCUCUGAGAGACAAAGAGAUCUCAACAGAUCUGGCUGAUCUCUCAGAAGAACUUGACAACUAUCACAAGAUAAGACGGUCCUCCACAACUUCACGUUGCAUCCAUGACCAUCACUGUGGCUCUCAACCCUCCAGCAUUAAGCAGAGUCGCACAAACCUUAGCUCCAUGGAUCUUCCAUACAGAAAUGACUUUUCUCAACCUCAGCCCAUGAAGACUUUCAAUAGCACCUUCAAAAAAAGUUGCUAUGGUUACAAACAGACACAUGACUGUGCAGAAGAGGUCAUAGAAGACAGAGUGAUGGAGGAGAUCCCGUGUGAAAUAUAUGUGCGAGGAAGCAGAAAUAGUGAUGCAGUGCAGCGUUCAAUGUCAAUUGACUUUUGAAAAACAAGCUACCUGAGAGGACUGAAACACAUGCAUUGUAAUUUUUUAUUUCUGCUCGCUAAAGGAAUUUCCAGUAUGUGCUGUCUGAAUCAAAGAGUACAUUUUUUAUCUGACGAGGAUGGUUCUUAUUUGAAGGACACAUUAUUUUAAUAUUAGACAUAAUGGAAAUUUUCUGAAAGGCUAAAUUCUAUAGGUGUUUAUUUUUAUUUUUGGUCUUUUUUGGAUAUCAUUGCUUGGUUAAAGACUUUUUGCACUGGAUAAAAUGAAAAUAAAAGUACAAUAAUGUAAAUACUAAUGUCUAAAUUAAAACCAGCCCCUGGCUCUGGUGUUCGGAAUGCUCUUGUAGGUAAUUUUUUUUUAAUAUUCAUUGAUGAAUUCCAUGUUUGCAAGUCUUACAAAUGUUAGAAAACUCAGCCAUCUGUAUGUGUAUUUGUCUUUCAUUGUAUCAGUCUUCAUUAUCUUAUUAUGAUUAGAUCCUCUUAUUUUAAAGGAUAACUGCAGUGUUGUGCUCCUUAAAUUAGGCAAAAUAAUUGCCAUUCUUCUUAGCUGAAUAAUACAAGUCCACAAUUUUCUCUCCCACAUAGUGAUGUCCAUGAGAUCAUACCCACUACAGAUGCCUACCAUGUUUAUCAAUAGUUUAUGGUCACACUGACCCACCUCUUUA